Molecule: messenger RNA, 831 nt
Organism: Didymodactylos carnosus
Lineage: Eukaryota; Metazoa; Rotifera; Eurotatoria; Philodinida; Philodinidae
Source: the annotation of a GenBank genome assembly
AUGAUAUUGUAUAUAAUCAUUCUGAUUUUACCAAUUUCUUCAUUACCAAUUGCAAAACAGUUAAAUUUAACUGAUCGUUUGCAAAACAUAAUGAGUGAAAUUGAACAAGAACAAAUUAAUUUAAACAAUCAAAGAGACAAAUUUCUAUCGGACAAAGCAAGGUUUACUCUUGAGUUAUUAGAAAUGUCGGGAAACACAACUGAAGAUGAUUUAAUUUAUUUAAAUGUUGGUGGUGAAUUAAUGACAACAACCCGAUCAACACUUACAUUAAUACCAGAUUCAAAACUUUACAAAUUAUUCAAUGGUCGUUGGAAUGAUAAAUUAGUUUAUGAUAAAAAUAAUUUUGUAUUUUUAGAUUAUGAUCCUAUUCUUUUUAAACAUCUGUUGAAUCAAUUACGAUUAAACAGAACAAGUACAUUUACUCCACCACCAUUGAGACAACAAAAAGAGUGGAAGGAAUUUCUGGGCCUAUUAGAUAUUUCUCAUCCGUCAGAUUUUGUUAUUAAAUUAAAUGUUCGUGAUGAAUAUGUUACAACAUUGCACUCAACAUUAACUGUUAUAUCAGAUUCAAAAUUAGCUCAAAUGUUUAAUGAUGAAGAUGGAGAAUUAUUCUAUGAUCAAGAUGGAAAUGUGUUUUUAGAUGUUAAUCCUAAAUGGUUUAAACAUUUACAUGCUCAAUUAAAAAAAUGGCAUGAUACAGAAAAUAAUGCAAUUCAUCCACCACCCUAUCCAAAUGCAAACGAUAAAGAAUUUAUCGAUAUUAUGCAACAAUUUGGUUUAACUAACUAUGCUCCAACUACAGCAAAUCCACAUCAAUGGCAACGUGGAUAA